AUGGUUGAACAAGUUGAUCAAGAGUUAAUAUACACAAAAUUUGUAAAAUAUUUACUGUCUUCAAAGACUGGUGUACGAACUAAAGGCGCAAUUGAAGUGGGAAGAAGAGCAGUAGAUUAUUUUCGUGGAAUUGAAUUUAUUAGGUGGAUGAGAAAAAAUGCAGAUAAUAUUAAGGAAAAUUAUCCAGAAAUUGCCAAAAAUGUCUCUUUUGAAUCUAUUAAUGAUAUAAAUCAAGUCGGAGCUGAGUUGAUUAAACGUUCAUUUAUCGUCAGGGCAGAAUAUAAACCUGUGGGAACAAACACUGAUGAUUUGAAAACUCCUAAGUGGCCAAAAAGACUUUGCGUAACAAGCAAUCAAAAUUUUGAUGAACACUCGUUUUACAUUAUUACUUUCGAUAGUAAUAAGACAAUUUCUAAUAUAUUAAUGACAUCAAUAUUGGUCUCAGUUGUUGCACUAUUCAUGUUCCCUGCCUGGCCAUUAGCAAUAAAAAUAUCUGUUUGGUAUAUUUCAGUAGUAUUCCUAUCAGUGAUGCUGAUUGUGUUUUUUGGUAGAUUGAUUGUUUUUGCUUUUCUAUGGUUCUUUGGUUUCGAUUUUUGGAUUCUUCCCAAUUUAUUUGAUGAGGACACUGGGGUAAUCGAUUCAUUUAAACCACUUUAUUCCAUAAUAAGAAGGGGAGACGAUUGGUUUAUGUUAUCAAUCCGAGCAUUUUGUGCAAUAUUUCUUGCAGGGGCGACUUAUCAGCUAAGCAAGACCCAUACAGCAUCAGACGUUGGACAAUUUGCAAGACAAUCAUUUCUGGAUGUACUAGAUUGGGGGCAUAGAAAAAUUUCUCCACCAGAAGACCUUUCACCUACAUUACACAAUUCAAAUGUGGGAAUUAAUGAAAGUACAGGUACUAGAAAUGUUUCAAAUGAGGAGUAUAAUUGUAUUAAAAGAUGUUUGAGAUUUGAAUCUAAGGAUGCGGUUUUAGAUGAGUGCGCAACAGAUUGUAAUUGCUUAAGCGAAGUAUUAAGUCUACCGUGCCUAAAAUCAAGAUCAAUUUGCCCUCCUGAAUUCGAAGAAGAGCUUAGCAAUGCAAUGAUAAAGAAUUGUAUAGAUAAUCAAGAAAUAAAAGGGUCAUAA
Cryptosporidium ubiquitum is the source of this 1122-nucleotide messenger RNA. RefSeq names its product ER retention motif-containing protein. Bases 1 to 1122 code for a protein of 373 amino acids. The transcript has a single exon. Lineage: Eukaryota; Apicomplexa; Conoidasida; Eucoccidiorida; Cryptosporidiidae. Gene Ontology annotation, cellular component: endoplasmic reticulum; endoplasmic reticulum membrane. The record is from RefSeq and is a predicted model, not a curated record. Gene Ontology annotation, biological process: post-translational protein targeting to membrane, translocation.